Messenger RNA from Magallana angulata, 1878 nucleotides. RefSeq lists its product as uncharacterized. The transcript has 15 exons. NCBI's taxonomy places the organism in Eukaryota, Metazoa, Mollusca, Bivalvia, Ostreida, Ostreidae. Bases 822 to 1781 code for a protein of 319 amino acids. The record is from RefSeq and is a predicted model, not a curated record.
CUAAAUACACAUUCUAUCGUUGUAUAAAAGAAGCUGUUUUAGAUAACCUAGCUAUUAUCAAAAACAAGUUUUCAGUUCAGAUGGUGGAUUGCAUUUACCUCUGAUUAAAAUGGAGCCUCUAUCGGUUUUCAUCUGGAUCAGAAAGUAAAGACUGUGUGGAUACCUUGAUCCACAACAUAUCAAUUGUAUGUAUGAUUACGACAAAGAGCACACGGCGGGUGCGACUGGUCAGCAGAGGAUGUUCACUUCUCCAUGCAACCUAAUCCUACUUCUGAUUUUUGCACAGGUCUGUGUUUGUUUUGCUUCUGUUUUGUAAUUUUUCCUUUGGACUUUUGAUUUGGAAUACUGUUCGUCAUCACCACAUUUCAUAUAUGAUAUACUUUACAUUUUUUUUUUCAUUUGUCAAAUAGAACUACCUGGGGUUUUUGUUAUACCUAUACACUGUAUGCUUAGUUAACAAACUUGAAAUAACAAUAGAUAACCGGAAAGUAUUGCGGUAAUUUUGUAUCAUAAAACUUUAUUUAGUAUGAAUAUAUAGGGAAAACGUAGUAUCGUCAUGAGCAAAACUCAAACCACACCAGAAAGUACCAAAUAACAUGUUUAAUUUCUCACUUUCGUUAAAACCAACUCUAUCGGAAACGUUUCAGCAUUGCUCAGGUUCUGUAAACCCAGUUUUGAUGUCCAUGAUAUUUGAACACCGGAAUGUCAUAAAUAGGAGUCCACUGUUAUCUAACAAAGUUUUAGUCAACAGAUGGUUUUAUAGUAACGAUGACUUAAGCUGGAGAGAAAGGUUUUAAUUUCUGAAGUAGCCGAACAAGACAAUGGACCAAUUAAAAAAAAUUGGCUUUGUGAUAAAAGAAGCCUUUGGUCUUCUCAAAGUAAAAAGAACACAAAGCGCUCCAUCAAUUGUCGGACGAGUAGAGGAAGACCAUGAAAAGAAAGAGAGAUAUCCAAAACAAGAACGUUCAUCAUCAUGUGGAGAUUUGAUUUCAAAAUCCAGAGAAAUUCCAAAGAAUUGUUCAGAAACUAGCAAAGGUGCUCGAAAGCUGUUGAAAAAAAUCAAAGGUCGAACUGGAGUUUUUUCACCUGAAGAAAAUGUGAAUUAUGAAAAUCGUAAACAAUCAUUAAAUAAGGAUUCAAAUCCAAAUGUCUCAAAAAUAGAUGAUCCAGAAGAAUCGGAUAAAACAACAAAAGGUUCAAGAAUUUCUUCACGUUUUAGUUCUAAAACUGGGGUUUAUUCAGUACAAAAAAAUGAGAGUUUUGAAAAACGUAAACAAUCACGUUUUAAGCGUUUGAAAUCAAAGGUUUCCGUAGGCGAAUGUUCAGAAGGAUCAUUUGAAUUUGAAACAGAAACAGGUGUUCCUGAGCUGACAGUUUUCACGGUGAACAUCAAUGACAAUGCUUCGAGUUAUAAAAAAAGUGAAGAGGUAUCAGAUGAAGAAACUAACCCACUUCUGAAGAAUGAAUAUUCACUGGAAUCAGUAGAAACAAGACAAGCUGAAGAAUUCAAAACUGCUCAAACUAAAUUCCAUUCCAUGGCUGAAAAUGUGGAAUUCUGCUUCGAUGAUAAAUUGAAACAAUGUUCACCUUUUGGAGAAUCAUUACGAGAGGAGGAGGGAAAUCUACUAAAACAUCCAAAGAGCAAAACAAUAGCGAUCACCGAAAGAGACUCGGGUAUAUGUGGAUUUGUGGGACUUUCAGUUGGAAUUAGAUUUCAUUUAAAGCUUGUUGGAAGUUUUAAUGGUUGUGUAAUCAUUUUUUUUUUAUUUUGCUUAUUUUAGAUAGGGAAUCAAAGUCAUCUGUACAGUAUAUUUAUUACAACGCCAAAUAUUUUCAACAUUUUUAUUAUAUUUACAAUCUGACGAGGGACUGCCAUGA